Rhagoletis zephyria (snowberry fruit fly) is the source of this 1326-nucleotide messenger RNA. Its product is annotated as hybrid signal transduction histidine kinase L-like. The record is from RefSeq and is a predicted model, not a curated record. NCBI's taxonomy places the organism in Eukaryota, Metazoa, Arthropoda, Insecta, Diptera, Tephritidae.
AUGGAUGCUUCGAUCGAUACAGCAACAGCAAAGCCCACUUCGGAGUCAUCUUCAGCUGGCUCUUUGUCAGCUGUGAAUGCGCAAAAAUAUGAAUGUAUUUCUGCGUCUGCUACGGCUAAUAGUGAACUUUCUGGCAGCAACAACAAUUGCAGUGAUCGUAACAGCAGCAAUAAUCAAGACCACUGCAACCAUAAUACCACUAAUGGCAGCAGCAAUGGUAACAACAGCAACUCACAACAUAAUAGCGGCUGUGGCAGACAUAUGAAGGCGAACAGUAUGGCAAUUUCUAUGCCCAUAACAGCAAAAUCCGUUGGCAGCACACCGCCAAGCAGCGCAGAACCAACAAGCACUAAUGAUUUCGCUUACUAUAACAGCACAGGCGAUACCGCAGCGCCAACAGCAUCUAGUGCUGCUGCAGCAAAACGUCACGCGCAGCCUCCACCACCUCCACCGCCCCCGCUACCACUCACAACACAUUAUCAGCACCAUCAGCAAUCGACACAGCAGCAGCAGCAAGCACACCAUCAGCACUAUGCUGCCGCCAGUACAGUGGCGCCGCUGUCGGAUGCAUUUCACCACCAGCAGAUGCAGUUGCAAUUACAACAGCAGUACGAGCAGCACUAUCAGCUGCAAUCGGCUUACUACCAACAGCAGCAGCAUCAGCAGCAACAACAACAGCAACUAGACGAACAACAGUCACACGCGGUAGCGCAGCCAUCAGCACAUUAUCAACAUCAGCACUGUCAUACAGCAGCAGGAACAACAACAACAACCACACAGCAUGCAGUGCGCAACAGACAAGCAGCUCACGCAACGAACACAGCGCAGGCGAAUGCGCAACAACAGCGUUUGGCUCAUGCUCUGCCCAGUCAGCACACGCAGCAGAACGCCGGCAGCGCUUCAACGGCAACACAGCCACAUCUCUUUCCAACAGCUAUGCUGGCGAUAGCCACCGCCGCACCGGCAACAACGUACGCCGCCGGUAGCAGCGGCGCAGCAAUACCAAGCGUCAGCACUGUUAAUGCAACACAAAAUGUAAAUGUCAUAUCGGCAGCGCCGAUUGUGGUAGAAUUCAGCAAUUUCUCACUAAAUUGUAUGCGUUCGAAUGGCAGUGGUGUUGGAGCGGUAGCAGCCACAGCGGCAGCAGCGGCAGCUGCGGCUGCAGUAGCAACAUCGCAAACGAAUCACGAUGCUGUUGGCCGAGCUCCGCUACGUAGGGAAUGCUCUACGCCAUUUCCAUGGGAAGAAAAAGAUAUAGAUGGCGGCUUCGACUAUACCGAUGUUCGAUGUGUUAAGACUUUAUUGAGACAUUCGAAGGGAGGCUGA